AUGUCCAUGUUCGCCAUGCCACAACACGCCUAUGUCUACGGUGGACCGCCGGCUCCCACCAGACAUUACUCUGCACACGGAACCAGCAGUGCCUUCAGCAGCUCCGCGCACCCAGAUGAAGAUUGGACCAAGAUCUCAGACCUUGCUGAACGUCGACGGAUACAAAACCGAAUUGCCCAGCGCAACUAUCGCAAGAAGCUCAAGCGCCGCCUGGAAGACCUCGAGCGUCGAGCUGGUUCAUCAGACGAUGGCGAGACCGAAAAGAAGCCCCAAGCAGCAAGCCCAAGCAAGCCUAAGCGACAAUCAAUAUCCAAGACGCAAAAGUCAUCUCCUCCCGCUCCGGUAGCUAAACCCGUUCAUGUCUCUCAGGGCCAGUUCACUCCCCCCAUGGAGAGCACCGAGGAAAUGGCCUUUGGAGCGGGUUUUGAGAAGCGAGAACGCUCACACACGCCGCCAAUGUUCGCCUACCCUUCAUACCCGGCCCCUGACGAGUUGUUGCUGGAUCCUUAUGCUUCAGCCCAACCUUACCCUUCCAUCUCGGCCGCCGACCCGUACCCAAACUACUUGACAGCUACCACCAUGCCCGCAACUCUGCCAGCCAUGACCAAUUUCAGCGACCCAAUGAAGCAAUGUGACGAUUCCCUAAACCCAUAUCUCAACUACAGCUUCGUCCAAGGCGUCGACAUCAACAUGCCUAGUCAUUAUGAUGCGUCAAACGCUCAUACACCACCAUUGUCUCACUCGUAUGAGACUUCCACCUCAUGCUCAGAGGCUGGUUACGAGUACCCGACUACGCCGCUGUCAAUGCCAGGCUCACCGGGUAUGAUCCAGAGCCAGCAGUAA
Molecule: messenger RNA, 843 nt
Organism: Pochonia chlamydosporia 170
Lineage: Eukaryota; Fungi; Ascomycota; Sordariomycetes; Hypocreales; Clavicipitaceae
Product: basic-leucine zipper (bZIP) transcription factor
Exons: 3
Coding region: 1-843 (280 amino acids)
Biological process (GO): regulation of DNA-templated transcription
Molecular function (GO): DNA-binding transcription factor activity
Source: RefSeq, a predicted model, not a curated record